GUUCCGAGGAUUUUGUUUCCUGUCGAACUACAUUAUCUGCGACACUGCGCUCAACGCAGGCUGCUACAGGUGGGAUAAUAUCCUUCGGCUUUCAAGUACUGCAGUGCCGGGGAACAGGAGAAGAGCGCGAAGAAGCCCGGGGUUGGUCGCUCCUACGCGCAUCUCUUCCUUUCGUGGCGAGCGGAUUUUCGGCAGCCUCUCGCGGAGCUCACGUUUUGUGUCAGCGCAGAUUUCUAGUUGGAUCGUAAAUGUCUCCUUCACGGUCUAUAUUGCUGGUGGGAGAAGGGAACUUCUCGUUCUCCGCCUCCGUGAGCCAGCUGUACAGAGAAACGGACACCGCCGUAACAGCGUCUUGCCUGCAGAAACAGGAUGAGGCAAUGCGGCACGAAGGCGCUGCCAACAGCAUCCAGAUCAUCAAGGACUCCGGUGGAACUGUGCUUUUCGAAGUGGACUGCACGAAGCUGGGGGAGUGCGCUUCUCUGCAGGGUCGAGUGUUUGACCGCGUAGUGUUUAACUUUCCUCACAGUGGGAGAAAGAGUGGAGUUAAAAAAAACAGGGAACUUCUCAAAAGGUUCUUCCUCAGCUGUGUCCAGGUUUUGGCUGAAGAUGGCGAAGUUCAUGUUUCCUUGUGCAACGGACAGGGUGGGACGCCUGUGGACCAGCCAAAGCGGGAGUGGCACAACAGCUGGCAGGUGGCUGCUAUGGCAUCCGAAGCACAUUUAAUGCUUAGUGACGUCCAUCCUUUUGAAAAUGAGAAAUACCAGAGCUACAGGUGCACUGGAUACAGGAGCCAGGAUAAGGGUUUUCAUGUAGAGAAAGCUUUGGUCCAUGUGUUUACUCGCAGCCUUCCUUACACCUCUGCUCAGAUGAUUAAGGUUGAGGAAAUAGUUGAUGGUGGAAAAGUCCUAUACAACAUACCAGUGGAGCUCAGUGAUUACGUAUUCAGGGACUUCCUCUGCUCAGGUUCUGUUCACCCUGUCAGGUUGGUGCAAGAUUUUAUUCUCAAAGGACUGGCAGAAAAGUGGUCAGUCUCUAUGACGACAGAGGCCGUCCCCCUCCUCCUCACAGCCAAACAGUUCCAGAUGUUCCGCUGUGAUUUAGACACUACACAGUGCUAUUGGAUCCACCUGCUUGAAAAAGACCUCAGCUCUGAUGCCAACGCCACAGACAAAGAAAUUGAUCAGCUGAGUGGUUUGGACAGUCAGGGACACAAACCCACACAUGAUGAUGGCAUUUUAGAUAAAGCAGAUAGGGUCAAAGGUAAAGGACCCGAGAGCCUAAUGUCUGCAUGCUCCCUGGAUGGUGACCCUGAGUGUGAAAGUGGUCUUUAUCUGCUGCGCCCAUCGCUGCUGCCUCAGAUGAAAGAGCUUCUCACUAAAGCAGACUUUAUUAACAAUACAGUUAACCAUGAUAAGAGUGAAGGAAAUAAAAGUGUUGAUGGGGAAGGAUAUAAGAAAGAUUGCGCCUGUGAGGACUCUAAUAGUGUUAGUAAUUUGUUAUUUGGCAUUUGUGGACUUGUAUUCAGAAACGUGCCCAUCAAACUGUGGGCUCUUCCUGCUUAUCAUGAGCUUCUCCUCAGAGGCGUUUUCCCAACAAAAUAUGAGCCAAUCAGAGUGCUUGGGCAGAUGUUGGAAAGGCUGCUCUCACCCUAUGGGGUCUCUCUGAUCACAGAACAGGGAGAUCUGCAUUUGACGGCGCAGGCGAUGGGUUUAGUUGGAAAGGUGUGUGCCGACAAUGCUGCUAAGAACAUGAGCCACGCUAGCAUCACUGUGUCCUUAAAUUUGGAUCUUCUUGCUGUGCUGCUUUUCUCGCUGCCUGACUGGCGGCUGCUGUGGUCACAUGACCCUCGCUUCAUCAAACAGUUUGCACCGUGCCCAUCGCCUGGGACUCCAUUCCAGCCCUUUUCUCUGUUCCCGGAGGCCUUCACAUUUGACAUCAGCUUCUGGACAGGCCCGACAUGGCAGCAGAGGAGGUUCUAUGCUGUGGUCCGAGAGGCCAGCCACGGGACUGUGGAGCAAGUAAAACUCAUGGAUACGUUCUCACACCCCGACCUGAGCCAGACGAGUUACUGCUACAGACUCGUAUACCACUCACACACACAUGCUCUGUCACACACACGAGCCCUGGAGUUUCACAAGCAACUGGAGUCGUUACUAUCCUCUCAGCUGGAGGUCACCAUCAGGUAGCUUCCUUGCAGUUUGUCUCAGGGACAGGUGUUUGGCCCCUCUUAGGAAUAUGAUUAAUAAUUAUAACUAAUUUUAUUCGUGACUGGUAAGUUAUGGGCAUAUAACCUGCUAAACUGUAGCUGAACAGUAUUCUUAGAUGAGGCGUUGCUGUACUGUGUUUAUGAAAUGUGAUAUGCAUUAAAAGUGGCAUUUAACACAAA
Molecule: messenger RNA, 2386 nt
Organism: Betta splendens (Siamese fighting fish)
Lineage: Eukaryota; Metazoa; Chordata; Actinopteri; Anabantiformes; Osphronemidae
Gene: fdxacb1
Product: ferredoxin-fold anticodon binding domain containing 1
Exons: 6
Coding region: 249-2186 (645 amino acids)
Biological process (GO): rRNA base methylation
Cellular component (GO): cytoplasm
Molecular function (GO): rRNA (uridine-N3-)-methyltransferase activity
Source: RefSeq, a predicted model, not a curated record